AUGGAAGACGAAGUUGCCGCCCUCGUUAUCGACAACGGCUCUGGCAUGUGCAAGGCCGGUUUCGCUGGCGACGAUGCUCCCCGUGCUGUCUUCCCCUCGAUUGUCGGACGGCCCCGUCACCAGGGCGUCAUGGUCGGCAUGGGCCAGAAGGACUCGUACGUCGGUGACGAGGCCCAGUCGAAGCGUGGUAUCCUGACCCUCAAGUACCCCAUCGAGCACGGCAUCGUCACCAACUGGGACGACAUGGAGAAGAUCUGGCACCACACCUUCUACAACGAGCUCCGUGUCGCGCCCGAGGAGCACCCGGUCCUCCUCACCGAGGCGCCGCUCAACCCCAAGGUCAACCGCGAGAAGAUGACGCAGAUCAUGUUCGAGACGUUCAACGCCCCGGCCUUCUACGUCGCCAUCCAGGCCGUCCUCUCGCUCUACGCCUCGGGUCGCACCACCGGUAUCGUCCUCGACUCGGGAGACGGCGUCACCCACACUGUCCCCAUCUACGAGGGCUACGCGCUCCCGCACGCCAUCCUCCGUCUCGACCUCGCUGGCCGUGACCUGACCGACUACCUCAUCAAGAUCUUGAUGGAGCGCGGCUACACGUUCACGACCACGGCCGAGCGCGAGAUUGUCCGCGACAUCAAGGAGAAGCUCUGCUACGUCGCGCUCGACUUUGAGCAGGAGAUGCAGACGGCCGCGCAGUCGUCGGCGCUCGAAAAGUCGUACGAGCUCCCCGACGGCCAGGUCAUCACGAUCGGCAACGAGCGGUUCCGCGCGCCCGAGGCCCUCUUCCAGCCGUCGCUCAUCGGCCUCGAGGCCGCCGGCAUCCACGAGACGACGUACAACUCGAUCAUGAAGUGCGAUCUCGACAUCCGCAAGGACCUCUACGGCAACAUUGUCAUGUCGGGCGGCACGACCAUGUACGCCGGCAUCUCGGACCGCAUGCAGAAGGAGAUCACCGCCCUCGCGCCCUCGUCGAUGAAGGUCAAGAUUGUCGCCCCGCCCGAGCGCAAGUACUCGGUCUGGAUCGGCGGUUCCAUCCUCGCCUCGCUCUCGACCUUCCAGCAGAUGUGGAUCUCGAAGCAGGAGUACGAUGAGGCUGGGCCCAGCGUCGUCCACCGGAAGUGCUUCUAA
This is a messenger RNA of Rhodotorula toruloides NP11, 1128 nucleotides long. Its product is annotated as actin. The coding region runs from base 1 to 1128 and encodes 375 amino acids. The transcript is spliced from 9 exons. The record is from RefSeq and is a predicted model, not a curated record. NCBI's taxonomy places the organism in Eukaryota, Fungi, Basidiomycota, Microbotryomycetes, Sporidiobolales, Sporidiobolaceae.